This is a messenger RNA of Thrips palmi, 642 nucleotides long. RefSeq names its product CCAAT/enhancer-binding protein beta. The record is from RefSeq and is a predicted model, not a curated record. Gene Ontology annotation, biological process: regulation of transcription by RNA polymerase II. Gene Ontology annotation, molecular function: DNA-binding transcription factor activity, RNA polymerase II-specific; RNA polymerase II cis-regulatory region sequence-specific DNA binding. Gene Ontology annotation, cellular component: nucleus. NCBI's taxonomy places the organism in Eukaryota, Metazoa, Arthropoda, Insecta, Thysanoptera, Thripidae. Bases 1 to 642 code for a protein of 213 amino acids. The transcript has 4 exons.
AUGCCGCCGGGCUGCCCCAUCACCGCCCUCACGCUGCUGCACUCCUGCACGCUCAGCCCCUCCGCCUUGGAUGCGGUCCGUCGCUUCCAGCCGUGGAGCAGCGCCGGCGGCCCGGCACCCGCCGACGGCGACCUGGUGGACAUCCGGGAGCACAACCCGGUGCAGCCGAUAGGGCCGCCGGCGUCGAGCUCCACGACGUACUCCUUGUGCGGUCUCGGGCGCCUGGAGGACGCCUUCGCGCCGCUGCCGCUGUCGGUGCAACUGCCCCUGCCGCUGCCCGCCGCCAGCGCCCCGCGGCGGCCGCGCAGCGAGAAGAAACCCACCCCCGAGGACCAGAAGGACCAGCGCUACCUGGAGCGCCGCCGCAGGAACAACCGCGCCGCCAAGAAGUCGCGGGACGCGCGACGCGCCAGGGAGGACCAGGUGGCGCUGCGGGCCGCGCUGCUGGAGCACGAGAACGCCGUGCUGCGGGCGCAGGUCAUGACGCUGCGCGAGGAGACGCAUUCGCUGCGCCAGCUGCUGCUGCACAGCCACGGCCACGGGGGCCACGGGCUCGCCAAGGGACCGCCGGCGCCGCUACAGCACCGCAGGGACGCCGUCGCGGCGACCGCCAGCGCCGAGGCCCUCAUGCGCAGGAUCUAG